CUCGAGUGUGAUUGAAGCGAAGCUAACCUAAAAGUCCGACAUUGCACGUGUCGGCUCUUUGUUUGUGCGUUUUACAAUAAAAUUUACAAACAAUAGUAACAGUUGGUACCCGGGACUGACCUAAAUAUUGUGUUUAACUAGUACAGUGCGUAGUUACGACGGAAACAAGUUAUAAAACCAAAAUGACGGAGGUUUUGCAACCCGGCGCAGAAGUGUUUUCGGAGAAGAAAAAGAAGAAAAACAAGGAUGCUGUAUCCUUAGGCACAUUCCAGAAGAUUGGGGACUUUAAGAUCGAGCCUACGGAGAGCGUUACGAAGCUAGAUACAGCGUAUUGGCCGUUGUUAUUGAAGAAUUUCGAUCGUCUGAAUGUGCGCACUAACCACUACACGCCGCUACCAUUCGGCCACUCGCCACUAAAACGCCCGAUCGCGGAGUAUGUGAAGGCUGGCUUCAUCAAUGUCGACAAACCAAGCAACCCAAGCUCCCACGAGGUGGUUUCAUGGAUAAAACGCAUUCUAAAAGUGGAGAAGACUGGUCAUUCUGGCACGUUGGAUCCUAAGGUAACAGGUUGUCUGAUUGUGUGCAUUGAUCGCGCCACGAGGCUCGUGAAGUCGCAGCAGAACGCUGGUAAGGAGUACGUGGCAGUUUUCAGUCUCCAUUCAGCUGUUGAAAAUGUUCAGAAGGUCACCCAAGGUCUGGAGAAAUUGCGGGGAGCGCUCUUCCAGCGCCCGCCUCUCAUCUCAGCUGUCAAACGUCAGUUGCGUGUCCGUUCAGUCUAUGACAGCAAACUCCUCGACUUUGACAGUGAACGCAACAUCGGUGUGUUCUGGGUCAGUUGUGAAGCUGGUUCCUACAUCCGUACCAUGUGCGUUCACUUAGGAUUAAUGUUAGGAGUUGGUGGUCAGAUGAUUGAGCUCCGAAGAGUCCGUUCUGGCAUCCAGGGAGAACAAGAAGGCAUGGUUACCAUGCACGAUAUUUUGGACGCUCAGUGGGCAUAUGAAAACCAUAAGGACGAGUCUUACUUACGUAGAGUUAUUAAGCCUUUGGAAGGUUUGUUAGUUGCCCAUAAGAGGAUAUUCAUCAAAGAUAGUGCGGUGAACGCUGUUUGCUACGGUGCUAAGGUCCUUCUCCCUGGUAUCUUAAGAUACGAAGACGGUAUCGAGAUUGACCAAGAAAUAGUAAUAGUAACAACAAAAGGUGAAGCGGUGGCUCUAGCUAUUGCGUUAAUGACCACAUCAACGAUGGCAUCCUGCGAUCACGGCGUGGCAGCUAAGCUGAAGAGAGUGAUCAUGGAGCGAGAUACGUACCCAAGAAAAUGGGGCUUAGGACCUAAAGCGUCACACAAGAAGCAGCUCAUCUCACAAGGCAAACUGGAUAAAUUCGGCAAACCCAACGAGAACACGCCAGCGGAAUGGCUAAAUAGCUACGUAGAUUAUAAAGGAAAGAGUGCGAAUGGUGAUGCGGACUCGGAAGAGGUUGGUAGGAAGCGGACAGCCAGUACUGCUAAUGCAGAUGACCCUAACAACUCAGUAGAAGUCAAAUCUGAGAAGAAGAAGAAGAAAAAGAAGCGUGAUAGUGAAGCUGGUGAUGCUGUAGUGGAAGACGGUUCCGGCGACGCGACCAUGGAGGCCGAAACGACCGUAGAGGCCGAUUCAUCAUUACGCAAAGAGAAGAAAAAAAAGAAAAAGAAGGACCGAGACCAAGAGAGGGCGGACGAAUAAAUAAAAACUAAAAACUGUACCAUAAUUUAGUUUAUAAGUUGAGAAUUUAAUAUUAAGCAGAACUAGAUAGAAAUAAAACAAUUCUAUAUUCGCGAGCGAAUGUAUUGACGGCGUUUCGCGCGCUUUUGUCGUUUGUUUUUAUCUGUUUCUAUGGUUACGAAAGUUUCUUUUUUUUUAAGAUUGGACUAUGCUAUGAGUAAAUGUAUUUUGAGGAAGAUGCAAUUGUAUAUUCAUAUAAUAUCAGUCUUGCUAUGUAAUAGUCCAAUUGCCGAAUAGAUAAGCUAUAUUACUGAUAUGAGAACCUAACGUUUUAAGUUUAACUGUACUUUGUAGAUGCCAGUGAACCAUUUUUAUACACAUCUUGUUAUAUUUGUGUCUCGAUGUCUUAGCAAUAUGUAGUCAAUUUUAUUUAGCUCACAAAUGUCUGUUUUCCACAUAUCUUGUGGUUAUUUCCAAUGUUAUUAUGCCGAGAAAUUAUAACAUGAACUUUAUGACCUAAGCUGCCUUUUUAUAGAUAAAAUACUUUUUAAUCAAAACCUCCUUACUAACGAAAUAGGUUUCGCUAGAUUUAGUCUGUGGUUUUCGAAUAAAUGGAAUUUUGGUGUAUUUUUAUAUAUUUC
Helicoverpa armigera (cotton bollworm) is the source of this 2341-nucleotide messenger RNA. It is a transcript of the gene Nop60B, whose product is annotated as Nucleolar protein at 60B. The record is from RefSeq and is a predicted model, not a curated record. Lineage: Eukaryota; Metazoa; Arthropoda; Insecta; Lepidoptera; Noctuidae. Gene Ontology annotation, biological process: rRNA pseudouridine synthesis; mRNA pseudouridine synthesis; box H/ACA sno(s)RNA 3'-end processing. Gene Ontology annotation, molecular function: pseudouridine synthase activity; RNA binding. Bases 183 to 1721 code for a protein of 512 amino acids. The transcript has 2 exons. Gene Ontology annotation, cellular component: box H/ACA snoRNP complex.